UUCAUCAGGAUAUGGGAGGGGUGCUAGUCUUAUGAUAUGAUGUCAUAAUCACAUCAUGUUAUAAAAGCAUGCAUGGAAAGCAUGGAAACAUAAUUUUUUUACUAAAAUGGCAAGCAGUCUACAAAACAGCAGUCUAGAGUUAAUAUACAGUCAAGUAGCUAGAGCACCAGACCUACUAGGAGAGAAACUGACUCAGCCUCACCUAUUAACGUUACUGUGCUGUGAGUGUGGCUAUCCACUGACUGAUGGAGCUAGACAGACUAGCUGUGGCUGUCGUAUAUGCUCGUCUUGCUUCUCUCUCUUCCUGGAGAGUAAGGACACAGAAGCAUUUCUAUGCAAGAGAUGUAACUUUCCAUUCCCUCUCAACGAGUCAUUCAAAGACAGAGCUGUACAAAACGAACUAAAACUAGCUAAAUUUCCCUGCUUCAAUCCUUCAUGCUCCUGGAUUGGAACUAAUAUUAUGUAUAAAAGUCACGUUGAUUCCUGUAAAUAUUCUGUUAUUACAUGUCCUCAUCCUCACUGUGGCAUCAAAUUACUUAGAAAUGAAAUGUCUACACAUGUUUCUUCUUGUAUUUAUACUCCCUCUUCUUGUGAAUAUUGUCUCGAAACAUACCCUUCAUUCCAAAUUGAAAAUCAUCACCAAACCGAUUGUCCAGAAUAUUCUAUCCUAUGUUCAUCUGGCUGUGGGCAGAAGCUCCUUAGAAAAGAGUUAGGAGAUCAUCUUGCCAAUUACUGCCCCCUAACAGUGAGGCCUUGUCGCUAUACUAAAUAUGGCUGCCACAAAAAGGAUACUCUUGAUGGCUUGCUCAAACAUUACAAAGAUGAUUCCGGCUAUCAUCUUGGACUACUUGAGAAAACUCUUUCUGCUGGUGGCUCCCAACUCGAAGACUCAAGGAAGCAGCUGGUAGAAGAAACAGAGAAAAGAGUCCUUGAGUCAACGAGAGCAGAACUAACAGAACAAAAGGACGAGAUGGAAAAGAGGCUGGCACCAAUUUGCGACGGACUACUGAAAUGUGAAAUAAAACUGAGCGAGCUCCAGGACAGUUUCUCAGAGUUAUCCCUUCUCUUUCAAACUCUUCAAGCUACCAGUUACAAUGGUCAGUUCGUGUGGAAGAUACCCGAAGUUGAUAGACGUAGACACGAUGCAAAGACUGGCAAAACCGUGUCGCUGUACAGCGCACCUUUCUACACGAGCAGGUUUGGAUAUAAACUUUGUUUGAGAUUAUAUCUAAAUGGAGAUGGAUCAGGCAAGAACUCUCACAUCUCUUACUUCCUUACUAUAAUGCGUGGAGAAUAUGAUGCUCUAUUACCAUGGCCCUUCUCACAAAUGGUUACUCUGAUGCUCCUGGAUCAGUCUGGCUCUGGAAAGCAUAUUGUACAGUGCUUUAAACCUGAGCCUUCUUCAUCAUCUUUCUGGCAGCCAAAAUCAGAAAUGAAUGUUGCUUCUGGUUGCCCAAGAUUUGCUCCACUCUCUGUGCUUAACGAUCCAGCUUAUGUUAAGGAUGAUGCUAUGUUUUUCAAAGUGAUGAUUGAUGUUGGUAAUUUGGUUCAACCUUGACGAAACUGAAAUUAGGAGAAAAUUGAAGAAAAGAUUUAGGUAUCAAUUAUUCAUUAUUAGCAUAAUCGCUUUAUUAUUAUUGAUUCAUGUGUCAAGCUAUAUUAUUGUAAAUUAUUGUAUAAAUUAUGAGUUUCUGUUUGUGCUGUUUAUUAUUAAUUUUUUUUUGAAAUAUUAUAAUCAUUUAAUAUUAUAAUCAUUUAUUAGUUGCAAUUCAACUGUUCAACCAUCUUCACAUUCAAUUAUAGCACCACAUUCAGUUAUUUUAUUUAUUAUAGUAUCUAGCUCUUAUUAUUGUGAUUAUUAAUGUGAGCUGCUAUUGUUAUUUUCGUUAUUUAUACCUGUUGUAUUAUAUUAUCUUU
Messenger RNA from Amphimedon queenslandica, 1917 nucleotides. Its product is annotated as TNF receptor-associated factor 3-like. The transcript has 5 exons. The coding region runs from base 107 to 1558 and encodes 483 amino acids. The record is from RefSeq and is a predicted model, not a curated record. Gene Ontology annotation, cellular component: cytoplasmic side of plasma membrane; plasma membrane signaling receptor complex. Gene Ontology annotation, molecular function: zinc ion binding; tumor necrosis factor receptor binding. Gene Ontology annotation, biological process: regulation of apoptotic process; regulation of canonical NF-kappaB signal transduction; signal transduction. NCBI's taxonomy places the organism in Eukaryota, Metazoa, Porifera, Demospongiae, Haplosclerida, Niphatidae.